GAGCCCUGCCCUUCAUUUGAAUAUUUGCGCUGGAGCCUGGCGAACCAUCGGGCCUACGAUGAAGGGAUGCUGUUAUACCCAGCCGUCUUCUUCACGACUACCCUGGAGUGUUCCAACGCCGGAGAAGCGGAGCUUGACGCCGCCGACAAUCCAUAUCUACGUUACGAGGGCAGUUCCUGGUUUACGAAUCUGUACCAAGAUGACCACCGAACCUACUUGAAGGUGGCUAUAAUCGGAAAUGUCGACCUAGAACGAUGCAUCCGGGUCGAGGCCAAACUUUUUGCGGCUAUGAAACAACAUAUUACGAUCGAGGCAAUCGAGGCGUAUUUUGAAGAAAAUGGCGAACACCUGCAGUGGCGAGAAUCGAAAAUCGAAGGACAAGAGGCCGAAGACGUGUUCCGUUUUAUACAAUCGGAACUGACGGGCGUCGGCAAGACCCUGGAUGCCAAUCGUUGCCGAAAGUACGAGUGCAAACAAAAAAGCCAAGAAAUUUCGCCGAUUCAACUUGACGAACUCGGCAGGAUUCUGGCCAAAGAAUUGAUGGUGCACGUUUGGAAAUACCGGGAGCUGCGAAAUCCGCAGCAGGCGGGCCCGGCACGCUCGCAGUACAUCCCCCGCAUGGCCGAGAUCGUCAACAGGUACAACGCACACGGGCCGGUUCCUGCUACUGCUGGUGCGCACACUGGGAUACGGUUCCUGAAACAUCCGGUCGGCCAUCGGCAGCGCAAC
Messenger RNA from Mesorhabditis spiculigera, 729 nucleotides. NCBI's taxonomy places the organism in Eukaryota, Metazoa, Nematoda, Chromadorea, Rhabditida, Rhabditidae. The record is from the annotation of a GenBank genome assembly.